CUCCCGCAUCAUCUCCCUCAUCAUCUUCAUCUUCAGCAAGCACACGCAUCUCUCUCCUCUCUCUCUACUCUCUCUCUGUACUCAACAUUUCUCAACUUUCACUUCUUCUUCCUCCUCUCUCUCUCUCUCUUCACAGCUAUCAUAUUCUCCUCCUGCUGCUGCUGCUGAUGAUGCUUCUCUCUCUCUCUCUCAUCCAUCCAGUAUUAUUUAUUGCAGGCUUAGUGAUGUGGUAACACUCGGCGGCGUGCACGAGUGUGGGUGGGGGGAGGAGGAGGAGGAGGGGGAGGGGGAGGUAGUAGCAUGCAGCAGCAGCAGCAAGGGGGAGGGGGAGGAGGAGGGGGAGCGGUGCAGCAAUUCGGCGUGCAGGCGGCGGCGGCGGAGAUGUCGCCAUUCUCGCCGGCCGGGGGAGGCGGGCAGCGGAUCUCCAUGGCGGAGGCGCCGUCGCCCAUCAGCAGCCGGCCGCCACCGGGGCAGCAGUACGACGAGCUCGGCGCGCCCGGCGGCGUCGGCGGCGGCAGCGCCGGGGGGUUCGACGCCGAGGCGCUGGCGGCUGCGGCGGUCGGCGAGGAGGGCGCCAGCGGCGGCGCGGGGGGCAACCGGUGGCCGCGGCAGGAGACGCUGGCGCUGCUCAAGAUCCGGUCGGACAUGGACGCCGCCUUCCGGGACGCCACCCUCAAGGGCCCGCUCUGGGAGGAGGUCUCCAGGAAGCUGGCGGAGGAGGGCUACCGGAGAAGCGCCAAGAAGUGCAAGGAGAAGUUCGAGAACGUGCACAAAUACUACAAGCGCACCAAGGAGAGCCGCGCCGGCCGCAACGACGGCAAGACGUACCGGUUCUUCACGCAGCUCGAGGCGCUGCACGGCACCGGCUCCGGCGCCGGGGUUGCGGGAGCGGCGGCGGUGGCUCCUGUACCGGUGACGUCGCUCGCCCCGCCGGCGACGGCUGCUGGGGUUUCCGGGGUGGCGGGGCCGUCGGCCGUGCGCGCCCCCGCCGAGCCGCCGCCCGUGGCGCCGGUGGCGAUGAUGGGGAACGUGAUGAGCUUCUCGACGUCCAACACGGAGGAUUACUCUGAUGAGGAGGAUUCCGACGACGAGGGCACGGAGGACAUGGGAGGCGGCGCGGACGAGCGAGGGAAGAGGAAGAGGCUGUCGGAGGGUGGCGCCGCCGCGGGCGGCGGCGGCGGCGGGAGCGGGAAGAUGAUGAAGUUCUUCGAGGGGUUGAUGAAGCAGGUGAUGGAGCGGCAGGAGGCGAUGCAGCAACGCUUCCUGGAGGCCAUCGAGAAGCGGGAGCAGGACCGCAUGAUCCGCGAGGAGGCAUGGCGGCGGCAGGAGAUGGCGCGGCUCUCGCGGGAGCAGGAGAUCCUCGCGCAGGAGCGCGCCAUGGCGGCCUCGCGCGACGCAGCCGUCGUCUCCUUCAUACAGAAGAUCACCGGGCAGACCAUCCCAAUGCCGUCCAUCCCCGCGCCCGCCAUCACCGUCAUGCCUCCGCCGGCGCCGUCGCAGCCGCCUCACCCCGCGCCCAUCGCCUCCGCCGCGCCAGCUGCACCGCCACCAUCGUCGCAGCCACCACCACCACCACCACUGGCAUCAUCCCACUCGCAGCCCCAGCCCUCGCCGCAGACCAAGUCGCCAUUGCCCGCGACGCCGCAGCCUCAACACCACCACCAGCAGCAAAGCAGUAUGGACAUUGUCAUGACGCCCGCAGCCGAGCCGCACGACGCGGCGGGCGGCGGUUCGGGAUACGACGGGUCCGGCGGCGGCGGGCAGCCGUCGUCGUCGCGGUGGCCCAAGGCGGAGGUGCACGCGCUGAUCCAGCUGCGGAGCAACCUGGACAACCGGUACCAGGAGGCCGGGCCGAAGGGCCCGCUCUGGGAGGAGAUCUCCGCCGGCAUGCGGCGGCUGGGCUACAGCCGGAGCUCGAAGAGAUGCAAGGAGAAGUGGGAGAACAUCAACAAGUACUUCAAGAAGGUCAAGGAGAGCAACAAGAAGCGCCCCGAGGACUCCAAGACCUGCCCCUACUUCCACCAGCUCGACGCGCUCUACCGCAACAAGGCGGCGCUCAACUCCUCCGGCGGCGGCGGCGCCGCGCCGGCACUCCCACCGCCGGAGCACGCGGAGGCGGCGGUGACACUGGCGGCGCCGAUCUCGCAGUCACCGCCGCCACAGCUCAUCCAGCCCGUGACCAAGAACGGCACCAGCACAAACGGGAACGGGGGCGGCACGAAAGGCAACGGCGGCGGCGCGUCGUCCGAGGGAGGCGGAGGCGGCUCCGGGGGCAUGCAAACGCAGGCGAGCAACGGCAGCGUCGCCGCCGGCAACAAGUUCUUGAGCGGCGCGGCGGCGAAGAAGCCAGAGGACAUCAUGAAGGAGAUGAUGGAGCAGAGGCAGCCGCAGGCGGAGGCGGCGGCGGCGGCGAACAACGCCUUCGGCCGAACGGACGGCGGCGGCGACAGCGACAACAUGGACGAGGACGACGAGGACGACUACGACGACGAGGAGGACGACGACGAAGACGACGUCGACGGCAACAAAAUGCAGUACGAGAUCCAGUUCCAGAGGCAGCACCAGCACCAGCACCAGCAGCCGCCGCCGCCGCCGCACCGCCACCACCAGAACGUCGUCAGGCCGAACGCCGCGGCCUCCGCGGCCGCCGGCAACCCGCCGGGCACCGCCGCUCCCGGCACGGCGGCCGCUACGACAACAACCGGAUCUUUCUUGGCAAUGGUCCAGUGAUCCAUCCAUCAGACAAACACCCGGUGACUCUCUCUCUCUCUCUCCCCUACACAUGCAUACCUCCCUGAGCGUCAAUGGCAUCUUCUUCUUCCUCCUCCGUCUCUUCUACCAUUUGUAUCUACCUACCUACCUACCUGUCGAUCGCCUCCAUGCUCGUCCAUAUCUCAAACACCUCAAAAACCUAAAACCUCAAGAAUUCUCUUUCUCCGGCAUUUCCUCCAUUGAUUCCUCAUGCAAGCUAAGCAGCUACAUGCAUCUCCAUGCCAGAUCGAAACCGCCAUUUCAAUUCCUCCUAGCUUGCAUGAUGCCCAUCACAGAUCGUCGCUGCAUGCAUGUCCUAGCAAGAGCUUGUACAGUAGCAUCCAUUUCUUGAUUCGUUCUUGUGUUAAUUACAGUGGUCUCUCUCUAGCUAGUGUCAAAAACAAAAAAAAAUUGGUGGUGUGGUAAUUUAUUGAUUUGUUGUGGUAAAUUUAAUAAGGAACCCUCCAUUGGCGAGGGUUCAUGGAGAGGGUUAAAAACAAACUUUGGUGCGGUGAAAAACGAAAUAGGAGAGGAGCGGUAAUAACACCUCGCUCUCGCGGUUAAAAAUGGAAGACAAGGGUAUAUAUGUGCAAAAAUGAUGAUGCCGUUGUUGUGAACUUGUGGUUGUUACACCUCGGUAAAAAAAAUUGUUUGGCUAUGUGUACUACUGCUCGAUCUACUGUGGCAUGUUGCAAGAAAGGCGCGGUGAAAAAAAAAAUUGAAGGUGAAAAAAGAUGUGCUCAUCAAGUGGCAGUGAAACAAGAGAGCUGGUGCUGCUGGUGUAUGCCGGAUUUUUUUUCCUAUUUCUCUCCUCUUUUUUCUUCUUGUAUUUUCUCUCUCUCUCUUUCUUUUACUUUUUAUAUGUUUUCUUUUUGUUUUUUAAUUACCUAAACUGUCCAUUAUGUAUUACCUGAGUUUUUUUUUCCUUUCUUUUCCCAAAAUGUUGUUACCGAAGUUUUACAGUGUAUACUUGCGACAUAUUACAUGUUAAAUUCUUGCUAUUCUUAUACCAGCAUUCUUCUAAGUGUGAUGCUCCUUGUCUACUUUAUUUAUUUAUAGAGAAAUGAAGGAUUGGUGGCAGAUGCAAAGAU
Oryza brachyantha (malo sina) is the source of this 3842-nucleotide messenger RNA. RefSeq names its product trihelix transcription factor GTL1-like. Bases 301 to 2730 code for a protein of 809 amino acids. The record is from RefSeq and is a predicted model, not a curated record. The transcript has 4 exons. NCBI's taxonomy places the organism in Eukaryota, Viridiplantae, Streptophyta, Magnoliopsida, Poales, Poaceae.